GCGCUAUCGUACUGAACGAACGCCCAGUCGCGCCCGACCCGACACUCCGUCGCGCGAUCCCUAACCGGUCGAGCCACUUCGAGUGAUUAUUCCUUGUGCGACCAUAAUAAUUGUGAAGUGCCAUACGACCAUAGACUACUUCGGCCAAACUUAACGAACUGACAAAGCCAGUGCCAUAAACUUUUUGAGUGCAGUGCAAGUUUUCUGAAAGUUGAUCCUAUUCUACUGUGUGAUUCAGUUUUGUAAAGUGAACACUGAGAUCUGAUAUUAAUUUUAGUGUGACGUAUUGAAUCGAGUUCUUGAAUUUUGCUAUUGCCCUCGGAAGCUGUUCAUCAUAUUUAUAUUUUAUGGAAAGUUAAAACUUUUCUUACUAACUUUGCAAAAGGAGAACUCUGCAAGUUGACAACUCAUGACAACGAAUUAACAGGGUCGGGAAUCGUCUGGAGCCUACUAAUGUCAUAAGGUUCUUGUUGGACAUGAGAGGAUGAGCCAUGGAAUCACGCAGCGCGCCGCCAAGCCCCGACGAGCCGGGGGAGGCGGUGUUCGACUCUCGGUGUGGACACUACUCAGCGUCUGCUCUGCAGAGGACGUUCGCAAGCUGUCGCGAGACGGGACGACCACGGCCGCAUCACCGCCAUGCUGCCUCAGAACCGGCUCGACCCGACGACCGAGUACUUACAACCGCCGAAGUCCACGACUACCCAUCCUCCGAGUCCGGAAUCGCAGCCGACUGCCCACAUCCAAACACAAGCAACGCUGAUGAUAGCCCUUCAUACGAUCGCUCUGAUUAUGAAGGCAAUUCAAAUUACAGUCUCCGACGUACACCCGAAUACCACCAUACAUUAGACUGUAAACAUCGACCCAUAGACUACAACCGUAGUCGUACGCCGGAUUUCAACCACAGUGACAACUUCCAUCCUAGGUCGCAAACUUCGAGAAGACCACAUAGGAAGCACAGGCGUGAAGAAGAUGAUGGAGCGCAGUCACUUGAUGAACGAUGUGCUCGUGACUUAGAUGAAAUCUUGCCAGCAAGAUUAGCAGCUGUUAACCUAUCUAGGGAGCAGCCUCCGCAAACAUGGAACAGAAGUAAUAUCGCGGCAACCAUGGAGCGAUUUGAACCUGUAGAUUAUUCAUAUGCCUAUUAUGAUCAUCAUUUAUCAAUGCCUUCAUCAUCACGAAAGGCACAUCGCCAACGUGGCAGAGGUGGAAUACCAAGAGAUCGAUCUGCGCGGCACAAUUAUGUGACAAGAUAUGGUACAGAGGAAAAUAUUUAUGAAGAAAUAACUGAUGGUACAAGAUCUUGUCCCAAGCAUCGGUACGCUCCUCGCCAAUCUCUUGUGUCACUGGACAGAACUGUUGUUGAGGAGGAAGUUCGCCGGGUAGAAUCUAGGCAUAAACGAAUUUUAGGCGAGUUAAAUCUUAGCGUAGAAGCAAUGUUAAUGCCUGAAUGUGAAUCACCUGACUCAGAGCGAGCUGAAGACAGAGACAAUAUAGAAGAGCUAUUACGGGUGGGGCCUACAGAUGAAUUAUUGUCACCUGCUAGCUGUAAUCCGCCAGAUUUGGAUAGCGGAUUUAGUGGUAGUAGUAGUGGGGCAAGCUAUGUUGGCAGCUUGCGAAGAAAGCCCACUGGAUCCGUACCCCAUUUGCCAGCCGUAGCGUAUGGUACCAGAGGAGCAGGUGUACGCAUACUGGGUACAGAUGAAUGUGGCAUACGAUGUACAAAAGAUGCUACGUCGCCAAGGAGUUCCAGCUGUGGAGAUGCAAAGAAUACUGGAUUUUGGAAUAAAAGAGCCUGGAAAAAGAUAUCUGGAUUCUCUAGCUCCAACAGCAUCAACAAAGCUGGUCUCACUGGUCUGCUCGUUAGGUACACUUUCCGGCGUAAGUCCGGCUCGCAGGGCUCUCAGGGCAAGCGGCGGGCAGAGCCUGUCAAAUGCGAUGCGUGCCUCUCACAACGAUGUUAACCGCACUAUGAUGAAGCCUGUAGGCCAAGCAGAACUAAAUCCAGAACAUCUACUAUACCGUACAGCUACUCCAACGGAAAACUGGUGGUGCCGCUGGAUUCCCUAGCACAGAGCUGAGGGGUGCAGCCCCCUUGCCAUCCCCGCUUCCAACUCCUCCGAGGGACUCCUAAACACAAAGGGACAAAGAUAAACAGAAACACUUUUGAUCGUGCGACUUAAAACUACGGAGCCGCCGUUUUUAAACAUUCCAUGAUUGUAAAGGGACAUUUAUCGACACCUCAGUGCGUCUCAAAGACGAGGGUGAUACCAUUGUAUGUAGAUAGAAAAGGACAAUCAAAUAUUUACGAUACGAAACGAGGAGGUAUACGGCGCAGUGAUAGAAAAGCCUAUUUAAUUAUUUGUAUUGUUAUGACAAUCGUUUCAUAGAAACGUAGUAACUGCGUUGUUGUUACUUAUCAAUUUUUAGUAGGUCAUAGGUACAUGAAAAGGCUGACACAGUUGAAUCAGAUUUUGUACAUUAUUAAUAAAGCUGCCAUUUUAGCUAUUAAUGUCCGUUUUUGAUCUAAUAUUUUGAUGUUCAAUAUUUAAUUAUUCUGACGUGUAAACUUUAACUUAAUAGAUACUUAAUUUGUUCAUAAUGUAACGUAUUUGUCGUAAUUCUCUUUUCAUCGAAAUGAACAUAAUUUUGUGACAUUACUCAUUAAAGUGCAUUUGCAAAGGUUGCUUAAUAAUUUGACUGUUUUAAACGGCGCUAAAUGUUGUACCCGAAAUAGAACACUUUAUUCUGUAUAGUCGACAAUUUUAAAUAGUUCACAUAUAUAAUUAUGUUUACAUCAUCGAACAUUGUUCCAAAACUAUUUGUAAUUUUAAAAAUUGAGAAUUCAAUUGUAGACGCUAUAUAAAUGGUCCAACCCCGUUAUUUUAAUAUUGUAUUUAGUGAUUGUGUAAAAAUUGUUUUAUAUAAAUUAAAAGAUGUUAUUCGAGACACAUAGCGUAAUUGUUAAUAUUUUAUAGCAAUUAGGUUGUAUAUUAUGUAAAUAAUAUCAAUGAAAAAAAACAUGGUGCACUUUCUUCGUGUUAUUAUUUAUGUACAUAGGUACAUGUAUAGUCACUUCCACACUUGCUUUAGAUAGUAAUUACCAACGUACUGACUUUCAUAUUUGUAUUCGAAUAAAAAAAAUGAAAAAAGUUUAUGAAAGCUAUGUUAAUAAAUCAAUGAACAUGUAUAUCUAAUAUGGCCAUAUUAUUUAUUUAUCAGCAAAAAUAAAAGGUAAAAAAAACUCUCUAGGUACCUUUCUCUUUCAGUGAUCUGAUUGGAAAAGUAAUACAAUAUUGUCUUAAUUUAAAUAUGCUCUUAAAAAUAUGGAACGGGAAUUAACAAUAUAAUGUGCGUUCGUAUGUAUACACGUUAUUAUUCGUUAGAAUACAAACUUGUAUACAAAAAGAAUCAAAUUAAUCAAAGUUGCUCCAGAACACAUUUUUCAUUUCAGUCAUAACUUCAUUCAUUUUGCGUUAUGAUUAUUUCUAUAGCAUAUCAGAUAUGCAUGUUCAUAGAUGAAAAAAACUUGUCCAAAAAUUACAUUUAAGGCAAUCUUAAUUUAUCAGCUAACUUUUUAAAACUCAACAUUGUGUAAAUAAUGAUACCUACUUGUUAAAAUGGAUUCGGAAUCGGUCAGUGAAACUUUGGUUAAAUAUAAACUACCUAUUGUUUACCGCCACUAGACUGAUGGUGAAACUUGUUUAAUCACAAUAUUACAUGGAACAUUUCUUUAACUGUCUGUAAUUUAGUGAUCGUGUUCAAGUCAAAAGAGAUUUUUAUUAAU
Molecule: messenger RNA, 3784 nt
Organism: Chilo suppressalis (striped riceborer)
Lineage: Eukaryota; Metazoa; Arthropoda; Insecta; Lepidoptera; Crambidae
Source: the annotation of a GenBank genome assembly